AAGGCUGUACCAAACUGUGUCGUAUUAUUGUUGCGGGAGAGAAUCAAAUCAAAGCCAGCGUGACAAGAAUUGACAAACUCCGUCGUUGAUCGGCACCGUCUCUUAAUCUUCGUCUCGUUCUAAUGACGUCGCCGAGACCACCGUCAGGGAGACAAAGGCCGCUGCGUUACUAUUCAGAUUCAGAGAGGAUUGAAGGAGGUAGCGGUAGUUGGGACACCCUCGAAUGGAACAAACUCGAUUCGCAGCAGACAGCUUCAGGUUCAAGUUCAACAUCUUUCGCGAAUUUGAGUUGCUUGCUCGAAUCCGAACGGGUCAUCGUUGAGGGUUAUGGAGUUGUACUUAUAAACACCGAUGAGGCAGGGACCUUGUUGGUGACAAACUUCCGUAUUCUGUUUUUGAGUGAAGGUACUAGGAAGGUCAUACCACUUGGAACUAUCCCAUUGGCCACUAUUGAGAAGUUUAACAAAAUGGUGCUGAAAGUUCAAUCAAACAACCGCCAGUCCGACAAGAAUCCACCAAGACGUCUUUUACAGGUCACUGGCAAAGACAUGAGGAUCAUUGUUUAUGGCUUUCGUCCCAAAACCAAACAGAGGCGUUCUGUGUUUGAUGCAUUACUGAGGUGUACCAAGCCGGAGAGAGUAUGGGAUCUUUAUACUUUUGCAUGUGGGCUUUCCAAGUUUGGUAACGCAAAUCCAAAGGAAAGACUGCUUAAUGAAUAUUUCCGUCUUCUUGGAAAAAGUUCGUUACGAGCAUCGAUGGAUAUGAUUGAAGACGGAUCGUUCACACUGGAAAAUGAGCUGUGGCGGAUAAGUGACCUGAACUCCAAUUAUAACCUGUGUCAGACUUACCCGUUCGCUUUUAUGGUUCCAAAAUCUAUAAGCGAUGAAGAGCUGCUCCAGGCGUGUUCUUUCCGGGCAAAAUGUCGGCUACCUGUGAUCACUUGGUGUCAGCCAGGAAGUGGAGCUGUAAUUGCACGUUCAUCACAACCUUUAGUGGGUCUUAUGAUGAAUAUGAGGAGUAAUUUUGAUGAAAAACUUGUUGCUGCAUUCUGCACUCAGCUUGGUGCUAAUAAGGGAGAACGAAGGAAGCUCUAUAUUGCGGAUGCGAGACCUAGGAAAAAUGCAUUAGCAAAUGGAGCAAUGGGAGGCGGCUCAGAAUCAUCUUCAAAUUAUUUUCAAUCUCCAAUUGUUUUCUUUGGCAUAGACAACAUACAUGCUAUGAGGGAGAGCUAUUCCCGACUUAGAGAUUAUUUAGACAUGCACGGUGCAACAUCAUCUGAUGGGAGAUCAUCGUUUUUGAGACAUACUGGUUGGACUUGGGGAGGAGGUAACCUCAGUAGUAUGUCUGCUUCCGUGUCUUUACUUGGAGACAGUGGUUGGUUGAUACACAUCCAGAACGUCUUAGCUGGUGCCGCAUGGAUUGCUGCACGUGUUGCAGUGGAGUCGGCAUCGGUUCUUGUGCACUGCAGUGAUGGGUGGGACAGAACAACUCAGCUCGUUUCUCUUGCAUGCUUAAUGCUUGAUCCAUACUACAGAACAUUUGCUGGGUUUCAGGCUCUUGUCGAAAAAGAUUGGCUAGCUUUUGGUCACCCGUUUUCAGAUCGUGUAGGAAUGCCUAACAUAUCAGGAUCUGGUAACUUUGACUUGCCAAGGCAGUCUUCGUCCGCUGGAAGCUACCCUUCAUCUCCAGUGCGUCAGUCCACACAGUCAGCAGCCUCACAAUCUGCAAGCUCUUCCCAUGCACAAAACAAUUAUUCUCCUAUAUUUACACAGUGGGUUGAUAGCGUUUCACAGCUAAUGCGGAUGUAUCCUUGUGCUUUUGAGUUUUCUCCGACUUUUCUUGUAGAUUUUAUGGAUUGCUUGCUUUCAUGUCGUUUUGGGAACUUCCUAUGCAACAGUGAAAAAGAGAGGCAGCAAUGUGGGAUUACUGAAGCGUGUGGAUGCAUAUGGGCGUACUUGACUGAUCUUCGUUCAGUUGCUACAACUUCUCAUGUCCAUUGUAACCCAUUCUACGACCCUUUGAAAUACGAUGGCCCGUUAUUACCCCCCGCAGCAUCUCUAGCUCCAACACUUUGGCCCCAGUUCCAUCUCCGGUGGGCAUGUCCCGAGGAAGCUAAAGCUGCAGAUAUCGAGGUCCAAUGUAGAGCCAUGAGGGUGAAGUAUUCCGAGAUGCAGAAGGAUAAAGAAGCAACUGAAAGAAGAGUGGAUGAGAUCUCUUUUGCAAUGGAGUCACUAAGUGCAGAGUUGCUAAGAGAGAGACGUAUGAGUUGGUCCGCUAGAGAAUCAGCAAAACGAGCCACUAAGGAAUACAGAGCUUUAACCAGAGCAGUACAGUCACUCGGCUGCAAGAUUAACUUCACCACAUCUGAUAUCGAAGACGACCCUCUGGAGACUAAUAAUAAUAAUAAUAACAAUAAUAAUACUCCUCGGAGGCGAGACAGACAGGGAAACAACUCAGAUGUCUCUGUAUCAAUCUCCCUAAUGUCUGAAGAAAACAGAGCUGAGAACCAGGUGGGAAGAGUCUGUGAAGCGUUGUGUCCACUGCGGACAAGGGAAGGAGUGUGUAGAUGGCCUGAAGCAGGAUGUGCUCAUCUCGGAAGUCAGUUUGUCGGGUUAAAAACUAACUUUGAUGCGUUUGAUCGGCUUUCCAUCCAAGAAAGCUAUUUCAAAUCUGAAUGAAGGGUUCAAGAAGCUGUAACUUUUAACAGAAUAAAAGGCAAAGAAGCAUCAUCAUCAACCGUCAAAAGAUGAAGGCGGGAGCAUAACCGUAUGAACUGACACACAGAGUUUUUGGAACAAGGGGAGUGCCUCUGAUCUUUUACUCUUGAGUAUAGCUAAAAGGAGGAGAAUGUAUACAUCUCUCAGGUGUUUAUUGUUUUAUUUUACUUAACCACUAUUUGCUUUAGAUCUAUGAUUCUUUUUGGUUAAAAUUAAUAAGGUUGAGAAAGUGAUGUACAUACAGUUUAAUAUAAACGAUUAUUCUUAGCAAAAAUAAAAUAAAAUAAACGAUUUAUUCCUC
Raphanus sativus (radish) is the source of this 3018-nucleotide messenger RNA. RefSeq names its product phosphatidylinositol-3-phosphatase myotubularin-1. Gene Ontology annotation, molecular function: phosphatase activity. The record is from RefSeq and is a predicted model, not a curated record. The coding region runs from base 123 to 2678 and encodes 851 amino acids. The transcript is spliced from 19 exons. Gene Ontology annotation, biological process: dephosphorylation. Lineage: Eukaryota; Viridiplantae; Streptophyta; Magnoliopsida; Brassicales; Brassicaceae.